Molecule: messenger RNA, 3043 nt
Organism: Lampris incognitus (smalleye Pacific opah)
Lineage: Eukaryota; Metazoa; Chordata; Actinopteri; Lampriformes; Lampridae
Gene: bmi1a
Product: bmi1 polycomb ring finger oncogene 1a
Biological process (GO): negative regulation of transcription by RNA polymerase II
Cellular component (GO): PRC1 complex
Molecular function (GO): promoter-specific chromatin binding
Source: RefSeq, a predicted model, not a curated record
UUCUGGUCCACUUUGCAACCUGUACGGCCGCACUGGUAACACCGUUUGCCAGUUUCUCAGUGACACCAUUCAUGCUCUGGACGCUGCUCGCCGUGAAGCCCAGAGCGCCUCGUACAGAUCAGCUGAUCCGCCACGUGACUCCGUGUCGUGGGUCAUCUCUUAGCUACAAAAUGGAGCUAUCGGAGUCGGUUCAAACGGGGCUGCAGUCCCUGGCGGACCCGUCCCUUUUCCACCCGAAGAGUUUCGCCGCGUUGAUGGACGUCGCUUUCCGCAGCUUGCUCUCCGCCCACUCCGACCACGCCGUUCUCGAUCAGGUUGAGCUGAAGCACAUCGACCAGAUCCUGCUGAAACAGUGCCAUGCUGCAGUGACCACAUUCAUACUGGAAGGGGUCAAACAAAAUGCAGACAAAUCAACAAUAAGCACGUGCCUGGAAGAUGCCACGUUUGAUGUGGAGAGGAUAGAGCUAUUCUAUGAUUCCUAUCAGGUGACGGCUAUUGACAAUAAUAAUUUAAUAGUGCUCAUCCUUUUCACUGGCUGUGCUGAAAUGUGCUUUGUUUUACAGAAAUAUAAAGAUGAGCUGGAAGGUUUGUUGGCAAGUAUUGGGAGGCACCCACCCCACAUCACCGACGUGUCAUGGCGUCUCCAAUACCACAUGAAGAACGGGCAGGUGCAUAAGGUCAACGAGCCAGUCUACCUAAUUUCAUUGAACGUUGAGAAUGGCGGCACAGGAGGGCCGUCGUCGGAGGACAUCAACUUCAGCUGCACCACGGAGCAGUUGCAGGACUUGGUGGGGAAACUGAAAGACGCAGCGAAGAGCUUGGAGAAAGCCACUCAGAUAAGCGGGGCGGUCGAACUACAAGCCAUUUUGGGGACGGUGUCAGUUUCCACCGAGCACACACUGCGUUUUACGAGGAGCUGGUUUUUGGAGGCAAAGUUACUGGGUGCCGAAGUGGGACGCUGCCGAUCGCAAAGCCAGCGGAACCGGAGCCUUUCGAAGCCGACUCUUCUCUCUCUCACACUGACCAUGCAUCGAACAACCAGGAUAAAGAUUACAGAGCUUAACCCUCACCUCAUGUGCGUCUUAUGCGGGGGCUAUUUCAUAGACGCAACGACCAUCAUCGAGUGUCUGCAUUCAUUCUGCAAGAUGUGCAUUGUGCGCUACCUGGAAACCAGUAAAUACUGUCCCAUCUGUGAUGUUCAAGUGCACAAAACUAAGCCUCUUCUCAACAUUCGAUCAGAUAAAACUCUACAGGAUAUUGUCUACAAGCUGGUCCCCGGCCUCUUCAAAAAUGAAAUGAAGAGAAGAAGAGAUUUCUACGCUGCACACCCUUCGGUAGAUGCUUCAAAUGGAUCGAAUGAGGAUCGUGGCGAGGUGGCGGAUGAAGACAAGAGAAUUAUUACAGACGAUGAGAUCAUCAGUCUCUCUAUUGAGUUCUUCGACCAGAGCAGGGUUAAACUGGUUGGCGGACCAGAUGACAAGCCAUCUAAAGAGCAGGUGGCCAAUAAGAGGUACCUGCAGUGUCCUGCAGCUAUGACAGUCAUGCACCUGAGAAAGUUCCUUCGAAGUAAGAUGGACAUCCCCAACACCUACCAGGUUGAAGUCAUGUAUGAAGACGAGCCACUGAAGGAUUACUACACAUUAAUGGAUAUAGCAUAUAUCUAUACGUGGAGAAGGAAUGGCCCCUUGCCUCUGAAGUAUCGAGUCAGACCCAACUGUAAGAAGAUGAAAAUGAGCCACGCGCAGCAGGAGGGCCAGAACAGCACCGGCAGAUCCGGUCCAGAGAGCGACUCAGCAAGUGACAAAGCCAGCAGUCCCGCCGGCGUCCCCUCUACGUCGUCGUCAUUGCCCAGCCCCAGCACGCCGGCACAGUCACCUCACCCACAGUUUCCUCUUGUUCCCAACACCAUCAAUGGGGCUUCGACCUCAGCCCCAAGCCAGAGCCGGCCGUAUCAGUUUGGCACCAAGCCGCGGAAGGUGUCCCUCAACGGCUCCUCUGGAUGACUGCUGUCUUCAAGGCCGCCAGACAGCCAACGCCAGACCUGCUCAGCUAAUACUUCCACGCCAACCUAGUUCCAUUGUCAUAGAGGCUCUCUUUUUUUUAUUACCAUUGUUGUUAUGAAUAUUACGGAAUAUGUACGUUUGACAUAGUGGAAAGUGAAGCAUUUCAAAAGAACUUAGCACAGGUCUUCUUUUGAAAGGUGACAUUUGCAGAACGAUGGUAUGUUUAAAAAAAAGUUUAGGCAGGAGAAUGGAGAACAUCUAUCCCACACAAAGCUACAUUUUUUUUACAGAUGUGACUGAAUAUAGUCUUUUUUUUUAUUUCUUUUCCUUUUUUUUAAUCAGACAAGUCUAUUUGGAAAUUGUCCGUCAAUACAUUGCAUGCUCAUGCCAACACAGUCCUUUUAACAGAAGAAGGGGGAGAGUGGUGAUGCUUGUUUGCCUCUGGCCUAAAGUCAAGUCAAUUUUAUAUAUGUAUAGCCCAAUAAUACAAAUUUGCCUCAAGGGGCUUUACAGUAACACAACAUGCUGUCCUUAGACCCUCGCAUCAGAUGAGGAACAACUCAACAAGUUUGCAAGAUGAACCUGCUUGGGAGGGGCGGGGUGAGGGGUGGGGGGGAUGUAACGUGGAAAAUGGUCUAGGCUUGUACUGAACUAGUCCACGGAGGAGAAAUAAAUCUCAGAAGACUUUAAUUUGUCUUUACUGGAAACAAUUUCUCAUGUAGCUGCAGUGGAAUCCAGUCGCUAUCCCUCACAUCUGUAACAUGUAAGCGGUUUUAGAAAAUCCACAUGUAAAUAUGAAAAAAAAUUGCCUAUUUAACCAGCGAUGACGUCAUGCCGUUCCCCUCCGUUCGAAGGGAAUGACAGGCUCUUGUGCUAGAGAGACAGAGAGGAUAAAAAGAGCACCUCAACUCCAUUUCAUGCUUAAUGACAGAUGUUUUGAUGUCUCCCGUGUUUUACGUAUUUGUAUCGCUCAAUUGUAUGGACAACUAUUGUAUUGUUACUGUUGCACAGUAUAAAAACAUCUAAAUAAAACAUUUUAC